Hibiscus syriacus is the source of this 499-nucleotide messenger RNA. RefSeq names its product protein NETWORKED 1D-like. The record is from RefSeq and is a predicted model, not a curated record. The transcript has 2 exons. Bases 82 to 309 code for a protein of 75 amino acids. Gene Ontology annotation, cellular component: plasma membrane. NCBI's taxonomy places the organism in Eukaryota, Viridiplantae, Streptophyta, Magnoliopsida, Malvales, Malvaceae. Gene Ontology annotation, molecular function: actin filament binding.
CCGGCUCCUCGUUUUGUUUCGUAAUUAAGAUUUGUAAUUGCUGGCUAGAAUUCGGAAGUGGUGGUGUUGAGGACUGAAGUCAUGGCAACCGUGAAGUGGUCGGAUUCGAAAGGCAUGCACUCAUGGUGGUGGAACAGCCAUAUCAGCCCUAAAAAUUCUAAAUGGCUCCAGGAGAAUCUAACAGGUAUGGAUAUUAAAGUCAAGCAAAUGAUCAAGCUCAUCGAAGAAGAUGCCGAUUCCUUUGCCAGGCGAGCAGAGAUGUAUUACAAGAAACGCCCGGAGUUAAUGAAAUUGGUAGAAGAGUUAUAGAGCGUACCGUGCAUUGGCUGAAAGAUAUGAUCAUGCGACCGGGGUCCUUCGCCAGGCUCAUCAGAGCAUGGCAGAAGCAUUUCCGAAUCAAGUUCCCAUGGCAUUUGCAGAUGAUACACAAGGAGGUUCUGCUGCCGAGGUGAUCUUUGCCAAAGAAUCCGAAUCUUCGAUUCUCAGAAAGGGUCCGAGA